Chara braunii is the source of this 1719-nucleotide messenger RNA. NCBI's taxonomy places the organism in Eukaryota, Viridiplantae, Streptophyta, Charophyceae, Charales, Characeae. The record is from the annotation of a GenBank genome assembly.
GGUCUUUGUAGUGUAUGCCAGACCUGUCACUGAGCCUAAGGAAGAGGAUAGUUCCAUGGAUCCAGCCAUUGCCAAGCUGCUGGAAGAGUUUAAAGAUUUGACAAAGCCGCCGACAGGAGUAGUGCCGCGGCCGAUCCAGCCCAGAAUAGAGAUAGAGCCUGGCAGUAAGACUCCUAAGGGAGCAGUCUACAGGAUGUCCCCUAGAGAGUUAGAGGAGUUGCGCAAGCAGUUAGACGAGCUCCUUGAGAAAGGUUGGAUUAGGCCCAGUUCGUCUACUUUUGGAGCACCAGUUUUGUUUGUCCCCAAGAAGGAAGAAGAGCUACGUAUGUGUAUAGACUAUAGGGGUCUGAAUGCUAUCACGGUUAAGAAUGUUCAACCGCUGCCCAGGAUAGACAAUCUCUUAGAUCGGGUGCAGGGUUGCAAGUAUUUUUCAAAGAUAGACUUAAAGUCCGGGUAUCAUCAAAUAGAGGUCCAUCCUGAUGACCAAUACAAGACUGCUUUCCGGACUAGAUAUGAGCAUUAUGAGUUCAUGGUGAUGCCCUUUGGACUGACCAAUGCGCCAGCUACAUUUCAUCCACGUAUGAAUGAUCUGUUUAGGCCUUGGUUAGAUAGAUUCGGUGUAGUUUACUUAGACGAUAUUUUAGUGUUCGGUAGGACCCUCCAAAAGCACCAGGGUCAUUUGAGGCAGGUCUUGGAGAAGCUAAGAGAUGCUAACCUCAAGAUUAACGCAAAGAAGUGCGAGUGGGCCAAGACACAAGUUUUGUACUUGGGCCACGUGUUAGACGGAGAUGGCAUUAAGCCUGAGGACAGCAAGAUAGCCAACUACUAUAGGAAGUUCGUGAGGAACUUCUCGACUAUCGCCGCUCCCCUUCGCAGGUUGCUUAAGAAAGAGGCAAUCUGUCAAUGGGAUAAGGACUGUACGUCUGCGCUAAAGAAAUUAAAGCGCGCAUUGAUAGAGUAUCCUGUUCUCAAGGUAGCAGAUCCGUCUUUGCCAUUUGUCAUCACCACGGACGCGAGUCAAUAUGGGAUAGGCACUGUGUUACAACAGGACGACAAUGGCUACAGACCCGUAGAGUUCAUGUCCGCGAGGAUGCCCUCAGAGAAGGUUGCUACCUCGACGUAUGAGAGGGAACUCUACGCUCUCAAGCAGGCCUUAGAGCACUGGAAGCAUUACCUGCUUGGGAGGAACUUCAAGGUGUAUUCAGACCAUGAGACGCUUAGAUGGUUGAAGACACAGGCCAAAAUGACACCUAAGUUGACUAGGUGGGCCCCUAAGAUAGACCAGUACGACUUUGAGCUCAAGCCACUUAAGGGCAAGUAUAAUGUAGUUGCGGAUGCUCUGAGUAGGAGAUCGGACUACUUCGGAGCUAUAGUUUACUAUCUGGACAUAGGGAGUGACCUGUAGGAGAAAGUUAGACAGGCGUAUGUGCAGGACCCUAUCUAUAGCAACCUCAUCAAGAGAGUCAAGGACGCCCCAGAGACCGAGCCAGAUUACCGCACUACAGAGACCAAUGUAGUAGACCGUUUGUGCAUUCCUAACAUUGAGGAGAUCCGUAGUCUGAUCCUAGGGGAAUGCCACGACACAGAGGGACACUUCGGUUGGCAAAAGACUCUAGCCAAUCUAAUGCACGUGUAUACAUGGCCAGAAAUGAAGAACGACUGCAUAGAGUAUGUCCGCAGUUGUAAAGUCUGUCCGAGAAACAAAAGCACUACGCGUGC